Molecule: messenger RNA, 1359 nt
Organism: Tarenaya hassleriana
Lineage: Eukaryota; Viridiplantae; Streptophyta; Magnoliopsida; Brassicales; Cleomaceae
Product: oxidation resistance protein 1-like
Exons: 8
Coding region: 154-1254 (366 amino acids)
Source: RefSeq, a predicted model, not a curated record
GAAAUCUUCAGGGUCAGUUGAAGAAGAGAGAAAGAGAGCUGAGAACAGAGAAUGGGAGAGAGUAGUCUCUGUUUUGUGGCGUAUAUAUAUUGUCAAGGGAUCGUGUUGAAUUCGGCGGAUUGAGGCGCUAAAAAUAGGAAUAAGGCGAAGAAGAUGGGCAAACACAAGUCGCUCAGAAGCAAAGCAGUUCACUUUGUGGCUGAUCUUACCACUGGUCUCCUUAAUCCCAUCUCUGAUAAACCCUCUCCUCCUCCGGAGGAUGAAAACGAAUCUAAAAGAAACCAACUAGAGUCGAUCACCGAAGAGCAGUCUAAGGAUUUGGCUGACGAGCCAGACACUUCUUCUUUCACUGCAUUCAUCUAUUCUCUGUUAACCACCUCGGAUCCCCAAGAUAAAUCUGAUCAGGACGAGCAAGAUGAUUCCAAGGCGGAGACUAGUGAUACAUCCUCGGUUAAUGCUGGUACAGUGAAGGAGACGGGUGGAAAGAAAAGCUUUCUUUCCAAGUACAAGCAAUCCGUAAGGGCAUUUUACCAGGCCGCUAAGCUCAGCGGCUUCAGGAAUCAGGAGCGGAAGGGCAGUUCUGAUGUAAAACACGACGAAGAAGCUGAAUUCGAUGGCCUGGAGAUGAAGCAUAUGCAGAAUGUGGAAGGGGAGACGACGGUACAUGAAAGUAUACCGGAAGCUUCAGAGCCGUCUUUGCUUCUUUCGGAGCAAACGAGACGUUUCCUUUAUGCUUCACUCCCUGCACUUGUUCAGGGAAGGAGAUGGUUAUUGCUGUACAGCACUUGGAGGCACGGUAUAUCGCUUUCCACGCUCUACAGAAAAAGCCUGCUUUGGCCUGGUCUUAGCCUACUGGUUGUAGGAGACAGAAAAGGCACGGUUUUUGGUGGUCUUGUUGAGGCACCUCUGAUACCAACUGAUAAGAAAUAUCAGGGGGGCAACAACACAUUUGUUUUCACAAAUAAGUCUGGACAGCCCGUUAUAUUCGGUCCCACGGGACUGAAUCGGUAUUUCACUUUGUGCUCGACGGACUUUCUAGCUCUUGGUGGGGGCGGACAUUUUGCUCUCUAUCUCGACAAUGACCUGUUGAAUGGAUCAAGUGCUUACUCCGAGACAUACGGGAACCCUUGUCUCUCCAGCUCUCAGGACUUCGAAGUCAAGGAAGUCGAGCUGUGGGGGUUUGUGUAUGGCUCCAAGUAUGAUGAGAUACAUUCUCUGAGCAAAACGGUGGAGGCAGGAAUUUCCAGUUGGUAAAAAAAAACAUUGAAUUAAUGUUGUUGAUGUUGUUUUUUUGCUUUGUAAAUGCCUUAACGUUUUCAGACUGUUGUCAAUGUUUGGUUCAAGUAGUUUCCUUAUCCA